GUUGGUUCAUUUUUAUGGGUUGUGCACGUAAGGUGUUCGAUGAAAGUCCUGAAUGAGAAUGGACAAGUUGAAAUCAUGAAAAAAAGGAUUAUCUGUGUAUGAUGUUUUUCAUCUUCACGAGUACAUAAAGAUCUUCCAGAUUCAGUCGCAUAGACACAGCUACAUGGAUGCUACUACCCUCACGAUGAACAUGAUUUUCACAUCAUCUGCCAAGCCAAUACCUCACACCACAAUCAACUUACACAAUUUAUCGCAAUUGAAGAGUCACCGGAACACACUCCGACACCGUUCAAUUGUUAUCGUAAUUUCUAACUCCUCAACAAAAGAUGUAUGGCGGAAGACACCAAACUCAACAACUCAAACGAAGUCGUCGUUUCAUCAACCCUAUCGCCGAAAGCCCGAGGUGGGUGGUUACUUAGACCACAGCGUCGAUAUGGACGAACUCGUGGCAAAUAUUAAUGAAACAACCGAUGAACACCAACUGUUUGCUGUAAUGUCUCCUUACAAAAGUCGACAACUUUCCGUACGAUUUAUGGUAACCGUUCUUUCCCGUGAAACUGAUUGGCAAAGAUCACUCGCAUUGCUUGAUUGGAUGAACGAACACGCGUUAUACACCCCUUCUGUGUAUGCGUACAACGUGGUUUUGCGUAAUGUGCUUAGAGCAAAGCAGUGGGAGAUUGCAUACGGACUGUUCGACGAAAUGCGUCAAAGAGGUCUUUCACCUGAUAGGUAUACGUAUUCGACUUUAAUCACUCAGUUUGGGAAAGAGGGUCGGUUUGAUGACGCAUUAUCUUGGCUUCAGAAGAUGGAACAAGAUCACGUGUCUGGUGAUCUUGUGUUGUAUAGUAAUUUGAUUGAGUUAUCGCGUAAGUUAUGCGAUUAUUCCAAGGCUAUAUCGAUAUUCUCUCGGUUGAAGCAGUCAGGCAUUUCUCCUGACCUUGUUGCUUACAAUUCCAUGAUUAACGUUUUCGGAAAAGCUAAGUUGUUUCGUGAAGCCCGAUUGCUGCUUCAAGAAAUGAGAUCAGUUGGAGUUAGCCCCGAUACGGUUAGCUAUUCUACCCUGUUAAGCAUGUAUGCUGAAAAUCAAAAAUAUCUUGAAGCUUUAUCAGUGUUCUCCGAGAUGAAAGAAGUCAACUGUUCCCCGGACCUUACAACUUGCAACAUCAUGAUAGAUGUAUACGGGCAACUUGAUAUGGCGAAAGAAGCCGACCGUUUGUUUUGGAGCAUGAGAAAGAUGGGAAUCGAACCCAAUGUGGUCAGUUAUAAUACGCUCUUGAGAGUCUAUGGUGAAGCCGAGCUUUUCGGUGAGGCUAUACAUUUGUUUAGAUUAAUGCAACGAAAAGAUAUCAACCAAAACGUUGUCACUUACAACACUAUGAUCAAGAUUUACGGUAAAACUCUCGAGCAUGAGAAAGCUAACAAUCUUAUUCAAGAAAUGCAGAAUAGAGGGAUAGAACCGAACGGCAUAACAUACUCCACUAUAAUAUCCAUUUGGGAUAAAAGUGGGAAAUUGGACCGAGCCGCAACACUGUUUCAGAAGUUAAGAAGCUCGGGUGUUGAGAUUGAUCAGGUUCUGUAUCAAACCAUGAUUGUGGCUUAUGAACGAGCCGGUCUAAUUGGGCAUGCAAAAAGAUUACUACAUGAACUUAAAACCCCGGAUAACAUUCCACGAGCAACAGCAAUUACGAUUCUUGCUGCAGCUGGUCGUGUAGAAGAGGCCACAUGGGUUUUUCGUCAGGCGUAUAAUAGCGGAGAAAUUAAGGAUAUAUCGGUAUAUGCGUGUAUGGUUGAUCUUUUUUCAAGAAACCGAAAGCACUCUAGUGUUAUUGAGGUGUUUGAUAAGAUGAGAAAAGCAGGGUACUUUCCUGAUUCUAAUGUGAUUGCUCUUGUUUUGAAUGCGUACGGGAAGUUGCGGGAAUUUGACAAGGCUAAUGAUGUGUAUAUCGAGAUGCAGGAUGAAGGGUGUGUUUUCCCUGAUGAAGUUCAUUUUCAGAUGUUAAGUCUUUACGGUGCAAAAAGGGAUUUUAAGAUGGUGGAAUCGCUGUUUGAGAGAUUAGACGUUGAUCCCAACAUUAAUAAGAAGGAACUGCAUCUUGUUGUUGCUAGCAUUUAUGAAAGGGCGAAUAGAUUAAAUGAUGCGUCUCGAAUCGUCGAUAGAAUGAAACAUAUGGGACUUAUGAAAUGGGCGUGAACUGUGUUGUUCAACUUAACCAAGGUGCCAAAUAUGAAAAUAUGCUGGUCAAGUACUUUUAUUAGAUUAUGUAAAUUAUGAUUUGAAUCGUCAAGUGUUGUUAAAGCUGCCACUUUCAACCCGUUAUGCAAUACAGCAACAAGUUCUUUC
Helianthus annuus (common sunflower) is the source of this 2341-nucleotide messenger RNA. Its product is annotated as pentatricopeptide repeat-containing protein At5g39980, chloroplastic. The record is from RefSeq and is a predicted model, not a curated record. The transcript has 2 exons. Gene Ontology annotation, molecular function: protein binding. Lineage: Eukaryota; Viridiplantae; Streptophyta; Magnoliopsida; Asterales; Asteraceae. Bases 164 to 2191 code for a protein of 675 amino acids.